GCUGCAUUGUGCCGCCUCGUGGCCCGGCGCCCAGCGAGCCUCGGUGCGUCUGCUGCUUUCAUUAUUCUCCUGGAUCGUGCAGAGGGCUUGGAGGGGAUGCUCUCUAAGACCACCCGCUAAGGACAGAGAUGAAGGUCCGGCUGGUUUGAAUGCUGCCGUUCUUACCCCGCGGUGCUUGUUGAACUCUGGGGGUUAUCCUGCACUUUGUGAAUCUCACGAAAGUUACAGACCUUUCCCUCAAGAUGUACAUUUUCAAGUGUACAUGUUUGUAUAUAUUUUCAGGGAGUUCACCCCCCACCCCCCGCCAGUCCAUGGAUUCAUUGUAAUUUCCCAGCCACCCCAUGAGCUAUAUGACUUUGACUUUCACAAUCCUCUUCUCACGAAUCCUCCAAGCACUUGGACAAAAAAAGCUGUUUUCAUUCCGAGAACAAUAUCAUUGGUCUGGCAUAAGACAAUUCAGCAAUUGGUCAAAAACAGAUCUGCUUCAUGGGCACUGCCUCCUCAAAAGAAGAAAGCCUAUUCUGUUAUUGCAGGGAGGUCAUCUAAGACCACGAGCCACCUGCUUUGUUUUCUUAGCAGGGUCGCAUGUGGGACUCUGCAGUGGCCCACGUGAGAUGGCUGAGCAACGAUUCUGUGUGGACUAUGCGAAGCGUGGCACAGCCGGCUGCAAAAAAUGCAAGGAAAAGAUUGUGAAGGGCAUAUGCCGAAUUGGCAAAGUAGUACCCAAUCCCUUCUCAGAAUCUGGCGGUGAUAUGAAAGAAUGGUACCAUAUUAAAUGUAUGUUUGAGAAACUGGAGCGAGCUCGGGCCACCACAAAAAAAAUUGAAGACCUCACAGAGCUGGAAGGCUGGGAAGAACUGGAAGAUAGUGAGAAGGAACAGAUAACCCAACAUAUUGCAGAUCUAUCUUCUAAGGCAGCAAGUGCACCAAAGAAAAAAGCUGUUGUCCAAGCUAAGUUGACAGCCACUGGCCAGGUGACAUCCCCAGUGAAAGGCUCUUCGUUUGUCACCAAUACCAAUCCCCGGAAAUUUUCUGGCUUUUCAGCAGCCAAGCCGAACAACUCUGAGCAAGCCCCCUCAAGCCCAGUCCCUAAGACAAGUCUCUCUUCAAGCAAAUGUGACCCCAAGCACAAGGAUUGUCUGCUACGGGAGUUUCGGAAGCUGUGUGCCAUGGUGGCUGAUAAUCCUAGCUACAACACAAAGACCCAGAUCAUCCAGGACUUUUUGCGGAAAGGCUCAGCAGGAGAUGGUUUCCACGGCGAUGUGUACCUAACAGUGAAGUUGCUGCUGCCAGGUGUCAUUAAGAGUGUUUACAACUUGAAUGAUAAGCAGAUUGUGAAGCUUUUCAGCCGCAUUUUUAACUGCAACCCAGAUGAUAUGGCACGAGACCUAGAGCAGGGUGACGUAUCAGAGACGAUCAGAGUCUUCUUUGAGCAGAGCAAGUCUUUCCCCCCAGCUGCCAAGAGCCUCCUUACCAUCCAGGAAGUAGAUGAAUUUCUCCUGCAACUCUCCAGGCUCACCAAGGAGGAUGAGCAGCAGCAGGCCCUGCAGGACAUUGCCUCUAGGUGUACAGCCAAUGACCUUAAGUGUAUCAUCAGGUUGAUCAAACAUGAUCUGAAGAUGAACUCAGGUGCAAAACAUGUUUUAGAUGCCCUUGACCCCAAUGCCUAUGAAGCUUUCAAAGCCUCACGUAAUCUGCAGGAUGUGGUGGAGCGGGUCCUUCAAAAUGAGCAAGAGGUAGAGAAGGAGCCAGGCCAAAAACGGGCUCUGAGUGUCCAGGCCUCGCUGAUGACUCCGGUGCAGCCUAUGCUGGCAGAGGCCUGCAAGUCCAUCGAGUAUGCAAUGAAGAAGUGUCCCAACGGCAUGUUCUCUGAGAUCAAAUAUGAUGGUGAGCGGGUCCAGGUGCAUAAGAAUGGGGAACACUUCAGCUACUUCAGCCGCAGUCUCAAGCCUGUCCUGCCUCACAAGGUGAUCCACUUUAAGGACUACAUCCCCCUGGCUUUUCCUGGGGGCCAUAGCAUGAUCUUGGACUCUGAGGUACCCCUGAUUGACAACAAAACAGGCAAACCACUGCCCUUUGGGACUCUGGGCGUGCACAAGAAAGCAGCUUUCCAAGAUGCUAAUGUCUGCCUGUUUGUUUUUGAUUGUGUCUACUUCAAUGAUGUCAGUUUGAUGGACAGGCCCCUGUGUGAGCGGCGGAAGUUUCUUCAUGACAACAUGGUUGAAAUUCCCAACCGGAUCAUGUUCUCAGAAAUGAAGCAAGUUACAAAAGCUUCGGACUUGGCGGACAUGAUAAACCGAGUGAUCCGGGAGGGGUUGGAAGGUCUGGUGCUGAAGGAUGUGAAGGGUACAUAUGAGCCUGGGAAGCGGCACUGGCUGAAAGUGAAGAAAGACUAUUUGAAUGAGGGGGCCAUGGCCGACACAGCUGACCUGGUGGUUCUUGGGGCCUUCUAUGGACAAGGCAGCAAAGGUGGCAUGAUGUCGAUCUUCCUCAUGGGCUGCUAUGACCCAAGCAGCCAGAAGUGGUGCACAGUCACCAAGUGUGCAGGAGGCCACGAUGAUGCAACACUUGCUCGCUUGCAGAAGGAACUGGACAUGGUGAAGAUUAGCAAGGACCCUAGCAAAAUACCCAGCUGGCUGAAGAUCAACAAGAUAUACUAUCCUGACUUUAUCGUUCCAGACCCAAAGAAGGCUGCCGUGUGGGAGAUCACAGGAGCAGAAUUCUCCAAAUCUGAGGCACACACAGCUGAUGGGAUCUCCAUUCGAUUCCCUCGCUGCACCCGAAUCCGGGAUGACAAGGACUGGAAAUCUGCCACCAAUCUCCCCCAACUCAAGGAACUGUACCAGCUGUCCAAGGAGAAGGCAGACUUCACUGUAGUGGCUGGAGAUGAAGGGAGCUCCACUACAGGAGGCAGCAGUGGCGAGAAUGAGGGCACCUCGGGGUCUGCUAUUUCCCACAAGGCACCCAGAGCCUCCCCCAAAGCUGUCAGUGCUAAGAAGGCUGAAGGGAAGCUGAGUAACCCCAACAGCAAAGACAGCAACAAACCGAAUGCAAAGCUUUCCCCUGUGAAAGUAGGAGAGAAGCUAGCCAUGAAGUCCUCUCCAGUGAAAGUAGGGCAGAAGAGGAAAGCUGCUGACGACAGCCCAUGCCAAGCAAAGGUGAAGAAGGUGCUGCUGGACAUCUUUACUGGGGUGCGGCUCUAUUUGCCGCCCUCCACACCAGACUUCAGCCAUCUCAGACGCUACUUUGUGGCAUUCAACGGGGACCUGGUGCAGGAAUUUGAUGUGGCCUCAGCCACCCAUGUGCUCGGUAACAGGGACAAGAACCCUGAGGCCCAGUUGGUCUCCCCAGAAUGGAUUUGGGCAUGUAUCCGUAAACGGAGGCUAGUAGCUCCCUGCUAGUGCUGUGAUCUUCCCUGCCUUAAGCUGUACUCUCCCUUGCCACACCAUCCCAGGGCUCAGGCUGGAGGUAGGUAGAUGGCGUAGAGGAGGGGUGGGCUGCUUCUCUAAGCAUCAAAUCUUCCAAGCCCACCAACUCCUCGUGGUCUCUUCUGGACCAGGAGUUAGUCCUAUGGACACCACAAGUGAAGUCAAUUUCUCUUGCUGGUUUAAAUAGAUCUUUCAGAUCUGGGUGCUGGCCUUUGUCAUCUAUAUUGUUUUCUUUAAAAAGAAGCUUAGUUAUUUUUUUAUAAAUAAAAUACCUUGCAGUAAUAUGGCUCCCCUCUCGCUCCCCAGUUUCCUUAUGCUAAGGAGUGAAGGCUGGGCUGUUGAAGCCCUGUUGGCAGUCUUCUCUCCCUGCCUGCUCCUUUUACUGCCAGACUCUUAGAAGCUAUAUUUAAAAGACUGCCCUCCAAAUUGGCAAAAUUUGUAUUCAGCCUGGCCCCUUGUGCCAGGAUGAACCUUCAUUUAAAAGAAAAAAAUGAACUUUGAUGACUUCAUACUGUGCUUUCUGUUCUGAGGGAGGGUCCCAGUUCCAAAGGAGGGGUAGGAUCAGGUAGGAAAUGAGGCUUGUAUAGGAAGAAGGUGGUUAUUUGGGCUGCUGGGGAAGCAGAUGAUUUAUUGGAGGCUCCGGAAAGAUCAGUCUGCCUCACUGAAGUCUGGAAACAGACUGCUUUUUCAGAAUACAAAUCCACACCUGAAGACAAGUCUACACAGAGACCAGCUCUGGCUGAUUUAUUUGAAGAAAAGACAAUUUGUAUAGACAAGUGUCAUUCAUAGACCUUUUAUGGCAAUGGAAAUAUCCUGAAAAUCUGUACUGUUUAGCUGAAGAAACCACAUAUGGGUGUUGAGCACUUGACAUGUGGCUAGCCCAACUGAAGAACUGGUUUUCAUUUUAAUUUGACUCCAAAUGGCCAGAAAUCAACAAUGACUACCAUACUGGACACAGAGGUAAAGACAGACCUGGUUCAAGUCCUGGAAUGUAAUAGCUCUAACCUCACACAAGUUACUUACCAUCUGAGCAUCAGUUCCCCUAAGUAGAAUGGGGACAAGCCUGCUCCUAAAUCACAGGUGCUGUCAGUGACCUCAGAUACAUUGUAUAUAGCAAAGUGCAACCUGAAUAGUUGUUACAAAAUUAGGAAUAGCAUCCUUGGCAUGCAUGCCCUCCCCGAUCCUACCUAGACAAGAGGCCCUGGCUUCUAACUACAGAACCUACAAUUCCAUGUCCGCAUGUUACAGCUUACACUUUGCACUGAAUGUGGAUUCAGAUUCACUGGAGUGCUCUGUGGCUAUUGACUGCUUCCUGUGUCUCAUCCUUCUACCUUUUGAGGAUCAGUUCUCUCUUCCCUUUUUACUAUCAAAUUUGUAGGCUUAUUCGCCCAUCUCCUAUUACAGGUUAAUGCGACUCAACCUCUAAAACUUUAGAAUGUCUGGGCCUCUAGAAGAGAGGACCAUACUCUUUUGCCCCUUGCAUUCAACUAAGGUAAUACUCUGCUAUGAGGCUACUUGCCAGUGUGGAGGCCAACUUAGCUUCCAGCUACCAUGUAAAAAGUGGGUGAGUUUAAAGGUAUUAGCCUAACACUGGACAUUUGGGGUUUUUGAUGAGGCACUGUUCAGUCUGGAUUUAAUACUGGGAUGAAGACACUUGUUAAUCCAUCCUUUGUGGACAUAAAAGCUGCUCAUUUGAGCACUGGUCUACACAGACUUUCAACCUUCUCCAGACUCUUCAGGCCAAGCAGCUGGGCAGUGGUAACAGACACGAAGCUCUGCUCUCCCCUCCCCUCCUGACCAAGACCCAGCCCUACCUGCUUUCACUGCUUACAUUCAGGGUGCACCCUGCCAGGUGCAGGCCUUUGUUUCAGUUACAAAUUUGUUUCUUGGCCCUUCUCUAGUUCCUCUGUGUUAGCUCCAACUCAGCAGUUUGUUUCCGUCCAGUCUUCCUGACGCAAUUUUUACUGUGAAGAUUAGACUGUAUAUUGUUUUGUACUUGUGUAUUUCUACCUGACCCUAAGCAACACUGUUAAACUUCCCUAAAUGGCAGAGCGCCACCCCCAUUUGGUGGUGAUGUUGGUGCUGGGGAUUAAAACUUGUCCUUGUAUUUGAUGGGCAAGCACUCUUCCGCUGAGCUAGGCCCCAGUCAGCUCCCACCCCUUGCCCUCUUUUUAAACUUCAGUCUUGCUAAACUGCCCAGGCUGAUUUUU
This is a messenger RNA of Fukomys damarensis (Damara mole-rat), 5638 nucleotides long. RefSeq names its product DNA ligase 3 (gene Lig3). Lineage: Eukaryota; Metazoa; Chordata; Mammalia; Rodentia; Bathyergidae. Gene Ontology annotation, cellular component: DNA ligase III-XRCC1 complex. Bases 342 to 3401 code for a protein of 1019 amino acids. The transcript is spliced from 20 exons. Gene Ontology annotation, molecular function: zinc ion binding; DNA binding; DNA ligase (ATP) activity. Gene Ontology annotation, biological process: DNA recombination; lagging strand elongation; mitochondrial DNA repair. The record is from RefSeq and is a predicted model, not a curated record.